Monascus purpureus is the source of this 2781-nucleotide messenger RNA. Lineage: Eukaryota; Fungi; Ascomycota; Eurotiomycetes; Eurotiales; Aspergillaceae. The record is from the annotation of a GenBank genome assembly.
CGUCGAUCUCCAUGCGCCUUAUAAAAAAAAAAAGAUUCCAAAAAGGCAUUAGCCCUUCACAGUCCGCGAAGAAACCGUCUAGAAAUAUCCAACGUCAAUGCUUAAAAUGGAGUCCGCGGAGUCCUGAUAAGGCAUCCAAGGCACCGCAACCCAGAGGAGCAAGUCGAUGCGGAUUAUGCCGCCGAUUGGCCCUGCUGUCCGUUCGACAGGAAGUCGAUGAGGUUCGUGAUUUGCGCCGCUUCAUUUAGAUGUGGCCAGAGUGUUUCCUGGCGCACGCUUGGACUCGCGUCGACUUACCCGAUGGGGAUACAUCUGUGGGGAAGGGCGGCAGACGAGCUGUAUGGCCUAUCUCUGCUUUGGUUUUAUCUACAACGAUUAGAUGAUACUCGAGAGAUAUGACAGUGUGCUCACUCGGGAUGGAAGUCGUCAGAAUCGGGCUGGAAUCUCAGCAACAUUGUUAUACCUUCCAAAUGGAGCAUGUCCAUGCGGAUGCACCGAGGGUCGAUGGGAGGAUAAAUAGCUUCACGAAGCCUCACGACGAGGUUGUGAAGGUCAAUUCAACAGAUCACUUCAAGUUCGUCUCAUCUUUAUCAUGGCCUGUUGUGCUGCUCGAAAAGCUCCUCUUGCGGAGCCCCAUCCGUUAGAUCAACUUUCCAUUGAAGAAAUUCCUCUCGCUGCCUCAAUUAUCCGCAAAUAUGCUCAUCCAAAACAGCUCAAGUUCAAUUGCAUCACCCUCCGCGAACCCUUAAAAGCCGAGUACCAAGCAUUCCGGAAAGGCCUUGCGCCCCGUCCUGACCGACGUGCUUUCGCUAUCGUCUUAGAAAAGGGAACGGCCAAGGUAUCCGAGGUCGUUGUCAACCUGAUCACCAAACAGGUCGAAUUUUGGAAAGACGUGAAAGAUGUUAUGCCAACACUGACACUGGAGGAUCUGGAUAUCAUCGAGCGUGUGGCCCGGACGGAUCCCCGCGUUAUUGAAGUGUGCCGGGAAAUUGGCAUCACAGACAUGUCCAAAGUCUACUUCGAUGCAUGGGCUAUUGGGAUUGACCACCGCUGGGGCUAUGAGAGGAGGUUGCAGCAGGCACUGGCAUACUAUCGAUCUUCCAAGUAUGAUAACCAGUAUGCCCAUCCGCUGGACUUUGUAGUCGUGGCCGAUACCGAGACCGAAGAGAUUCUUUCCGUCGAUGUGCGGCGGGUAAAUGGGGAGCGGACCCCCGUGCCGCUGGACGAGCACAACUAUCUCCCAGAGUUUAUCCAGGAUGGAUAUCGAGCAGAUCGUCUCAAGCCAGUAGAUAUUACCCAGUCACAGGGCGUGUCAUUCCGGAUGAAUGGCAAUGAGAUCGAGUGGGCUGCGUUCAAGAUGCACAUUGGAUUCAACUACCGCGAAGGUAUUGUCCUGUCGGAUGUGCGGGUACACGAUCCCUAUGAGAACCGGGAACGGACAUUGUUCAACCGCAUAAGUGUUGUUGAGAUGGUUGUUCCGUACGGCUGUCCCAAGCCGCCACACCACAAGAAACACGCAUUUGACGUCGGGGAGUACGGUACGGGUCUGAUGACAAACUCACUCGAGCUGGGAUGUGAUUGCAAGGGCGCCAUCCACUAUUUGGACGCUGUGCUCUCCACCUCGAAGGGUGACGCAUCAGUCAUCAAAAAUGCUGUGUGCAUCCACGAAGAAGAUAACGGCAUCCUGUACAAGCAUACCGACUUCCGCGAUAACUCCUCCAUCUCUGCCAGAGACCGCAAGCUCAUCAUCUCUCAGAUCAUCACAGCGGCCAACUACGACUAUGCCUUCUACCACAUCUUCACGCUCGACGGCACAUAUAAGCUGGAGAUGAAACUCACCGGCAUGCUAAAUACUUAUUGCCUACACCCGUCAGAGAAGGCUGAGCCAUACGGCACAAAUAUUGCCAGGAAUAUCGACGCACAGAAUCACCAACAUAUCUUCUCUCUACGAGUCGACCCCGAGAUCGACGGUAACAACAACUCAGUCAUACAAACCGACGCCGUCCCUUCAGAUGACCCAGUGGGCUCAGAGGCCAACCCAUUCGGCAACGCUUUCUAUGCCAAAAAGACUCCUCUCCGAACAUCUCUGGAAGGGGCUGUCAACUACUGCCACGAGACGAGCAGAGCGUGGGACAUUGUUAACCCCAGAAAACUUAACCCAGCAUCCAAGAAGCCCGUCGGAUACAAGAUCAUCAACAACCAGUGUCCCGGUCUCCUCCCGAAACCAGGCAGUGUCGUACAUAAACGAGCUGGAUUCGCAACCAAAUCGCUCUGGGUCCUACCCUACCGAGACUACGAAUUAUACCCAGCUGGAGACUACGUGUGCCAGUCCACAGGUGAAUUGAACCACCCGCAUAACCCAACAAUCGUGGAUUGGGCGAACCGGAACGAAUCAAUCGAGAAUACGGAUAUUGUCUGCUACAUUCAAUUUGGAUUGACGCAUUUUCCACGCACAGAGGACUUCCCUAUCAUGCCCGCCGAACCGGUGGGUGUGAUGAUGCGCGCGUCGCAUUUCUUCGAGAAGAAUCCGGCCUUGUGGGUGCCUCCGUCGACGGUGGUGAUGGAUAAGACGUCGAGGAACGCAUUUCCGACGUGUGAGGUGCCUGCCGUCAAAGGAGUGUCUAAACUUUAAUUUAAUUUUGUAUAUACAGCGUAAUGUACAGAGUUUAUAUGUGGGUAAUUCACAAUUUUAUUGACUUUUGAUAUGCUGUCUUCUGGACAUUGCAACUAUUCAAUAUCUCUCUUUCAAAUAAAGAAUGGAACAGACAGAAAUCUAUUUAG